Molecule: messenger RNA, 2322 nt
Organism: Hippocampus zosterae (dwarf seahorse)
Lineage: Eukaryota; Metazoa; Chordata; Actinopteri; Syngnathiformes; Syngnathidae
Product: tetratricopeptide repeat protein 39A
Exons: 17
Coding region: 321-2078 (585 amino acids)
Molecular function (GO): protein binding
Source: RefSeq, a predicted model, not a curated record
GCAUACAAAACGUUUUCUCGCCACUUUCUACUACUGAUACAAUUAGCAGGCAGCGUCAGAAUGUCGCCCGCCUCCGCCAACGUUGUGCAGGUACGGCGGGCCGGUUGGACCGGACCGCGGUGGCGAUCGGUGACGUCAUUGUGCACGUUCGACUUUCGGAAGUUUUCCUCCUUCCCUUUGCCUUCCUCAAACUUUGCGUGUCAAUGGGAAGCAGAGGAGGAGUCAAGUGCGACACUCUUUUUCGCUUGCAGGCACGCCGCCGAAUACCUGUACACCCCGACUUGAGCACAGACCGAUUCAACAGGAAACCGAAGAAAUAAAUGCCAACGCUCGGACCGCUUUCGGACCCACUCGGGAGCUCAGUUUUCAGCAACUCAUCCCCGAUGACCCUCGAAGAAAGCCUGGAUGAGUGCAUGGAGGCCCUGGAUCUCUUCCUAAACAAUCACUUCAAUGAGAGUAUGGAGAGGCUGCGGUCAAAAGUGGAUGAAAGCAUGUACCAUGCUCUCAUUUAUGCCACGGUCCUGGAAAUGCAGGCCAUGAUGACUUUCCAGCACGAUGACAUCUGCGACGCUGGAGCCACCAUGAAGAGUGCUCAGGAUCUCUGUCAGAGGUUCCGCCGUAAAUCUCCAAAUUUAGGGAAGUCAACGGGGGAGCCGCUCACUGAAGAGCAGCUCCAUGCUGAAGUGUGUUACGCAGAGUGCCAACUCCAAAGAGCUGCUCUCACUUUCCUACAGGAUGAGAACAUGGUGAGUUUUAUCAAAGGUGGGAUCAAAGUACGAAACAGUUACCUGAUUUACAAAGACUUGCAUUCCUAUGUCAAAUCUCAAAGCUGUUUGAAAGGACCCAGCCACACUCACUUAGAGGGCGGCAUUUCUUUCGGGAUCGGAGCAUUUAAUUUGACGCUCUCUUUAUUUCCGCCACGGAUACUAAAACUAUUAGAGUUUGCCGGCUUCUCGGGAGACAAGGAUUACGGGUUGUCCCUGCUUGACGAUGGCGCGACGGCGCCGAACCUGCGUUCCAUGCUGUGUGUUCUGCUCCUGCUUUGUUACUACACCUUUCUCACGUUCAUACUCGGUACGGCUGCUUUCUAUCCCAACCCAUCCGCUUGCUCCUGUAAGCUGUUUUCUCUCUCAGGAACAGGCGAGGGACACGUGGUAGAAGCGGAAAGAUUGCUGAAAAUAUUCCGGCUGCGCUAUCCGCGGGGAGCAAUCUUCCUGUUUUUUGCCGGCAGGGCAGAGGAGAUGAAAGGAAACAUCGAUGAGGCGGUGGCUCUAUUUGAAGACGGCUGCAAGGCCCAGCAAACGUGGAAGCAGUUCCAUCACAUGUGCUACUGGGAGUUGAUGUGGUGCUUCACGUAUAAGCGAGCGUGGAAAAUGGCCUAUUUCUACGCAGACCUACUCAGCAAGGAAAGCCGCUGGUCCAAGGCUAUGUACAUCUACAUGAAAGCCGCGUAUCUCAGCAUGCUGCCCAGGGAAGAGGAACGUCCCUUCGGAGAGGACGAGGUGGAUCUCUUCAGACAAGUGCCUCUCUUCAAGCAGAAGAUAGCCGGGAAGUCUCCCCCCACGGAGAAGUUUGCCAUCCACAAAGCUCGCCGCUACAAAGCCCCGUGCCCCGUGAGGCUCUCGGUGCCCGUGCUGGAGAUGAUGUACAUGUGGAACGGUUUCAGUAUGAUCAAAAAGCGACCGGAGCUGACCGAAGGCAUCAUCCAGACUCUGGCGGAGGCCGAGCGCACGCUCUUGGAGUCUCCAGAAAACGAGUAUUCCCUGGAUGACCGUUGUGUCGUCCACCUGCUGAAGGGAAUGUGCUUGAAAAACCAGGGGCUCCUCCAGGGCGCCGAGGAAUGCUUUCAUAAAGUUUGUUCGAGUGAGAAGAAGCUCAAGUUCGACCACUACCUCAUUCCCAAUUCCAUGGUGGAGCUCAGUCUCCUCUUCGUUGAACAAGGCCGACGGGACGAGGCCAUCAAGCUGCUCCACAAGGCCAAAAACAACUACAAAGAAUACUCGAUGGAAUCUCGUACGCAGUUCAGGAUCCACGCCGCUCUGGCCAAACUGAAGGCGGGCUCUGUCGACGAAGACUAAACUCAUCCAUAGGGAGAGAGACAUUUUAACACCGAGGGCACUCUUCAAUUGCCGUCAUCGAGACACUUUGGCAGAUUUAGCCGAUGCGCGGUUUCAUCAACUGAAUGCUGCACUUAUAUUGGUUUUUUUUUUUUUUUUUUUUGACAUUUGAGAAAAAGAAGACCCCAUUGGUGUCAAAACAGUAGAAAGAAGUUGUAUAGUUUUGAAUAGAACUCCGCUUUUAUAAAAUAUGUGUAUAAAGACA